AAAAGGGGGGAAGAUGAAAGGUUGGGGUGUUACCAUAUGCCCCCCCACCAGACACCCCCACCCCUCCUCACCUCUAACCCCACACCGACGCUUCAGUUUCAACCUGAACCCCCCAACCCCCGAUCAAGCGCCCCACACGCACUGGCCCCCCUUUCACGUACCUCUGCCUCCCCCGUGUUCUCUCCCCCAUCUCUUUGCUCUCCAUCCCUCUCUUGUCCAGACAAGGCUGCUCGCAUGGCGGGGAUGGAGACGUUCACCGAUGGAAGCACUGAUAUCAGAAUGUCAAAGGCAGUAGAGGUUGAGAAAGUCGGGGCUGACUCACCACUGGAGGGCACAGAUUCAGAACGGAAUGGACCUGAAUCAAAUCACCAGGCUCAGUCAAUGAAACUCAGCUCCUUUCCUCUGUCGCCGAACCUGAGCAGCAGCAAAAACAAGAUGGAGGAAUGUGCUGAAAUGUCCCCAGCCCUUCCUCCCUCUCACGGCCCGACCCCUUCACAGACAGCCCUGCAACAUACACAGCUCAUGCUGACCGGCUCCCAACUAGCAGGGUUGACAGCUCUGUUGCCAGCCCAGCAGCAGUUGUUGCUGCAGCAGGCUCAGGCUCAGCUACUGGCUGCAGCUGUUCAGCAGUCCAAUGCAGCCCAUGCAGCUCAUGCCGCCCAUGCAGCCGCCCAAGCCAAUCAGCAAGCUCAGGCAGCUGCAGCAGCAAAUCAGCAAGCCCAGCAGCAACAGCAGCAGCAAGCGGGACAAACGGGGCAGCAGGCUCAGCCACAGUCCCAGGGACAGGGACAGAGCACACAGGAACAGACAGUCCAAAGUGUCCCUGUCCCACCUCCUCCACCCCAGCUUACCCUUUCCCAGCCAAUUCAGCUUACCGCCCAGGACAUUCAGCAGUUGCUUCAGCUUCAGCAGUUAGUGCUGGUGCCUGGUCACCCACUCCCAUCUCCUGCCCAGUUCCUCCUCCCACAGGCACAGCAGGGCCAGCAAGGACUCCUAUCAACACCAAAUCUUAUUCCGCUACCUCAGCAAAACCAAGGGAGCCUGCUCUCUGCUCAAACUAGAAUGGGACUCCAAGCACAGCCAUCCCCCCUGCAGCGAGACAAGUGUCUGGAUGUGAGCGUGGGUGGAGGCGUGACCACGGUACCCUCAGUGACCUCUCACCCAGAGGAGCCCAGUGACCUGGAAGAACUGGAACAGUUUGCCCGCACUUUCAAACAGAGACGCAUCAAACUGGGCUUCACACAGGGAGAUGUGGGCUUGGCCAUGGGGAAGCUAUACGGCAAUGACUUCAGUCAGACCACCAUCUCCCGCUUUGAAGCUCUCAACCUAAGCUUUAAGAACAUGUGCAAGCUGAAGCCACUGCUGGAGAAGUGGCUCAAUGAUGCAGAAACCAUGUCCAUAGACAGCACCCUGCCCAGCCCCAGCUCCCUGUCCUCUCCCUCUCUGGGCUUUGAGGGGCUUCCUGGUCGCCGCAGAAAGAAGAGAACCAGCAUCGAGACAAAUGUACGUGUGGCCCUGGAGCGCGCAUUUCUGACGAACCAGAAGCCUACCUCAGAAGAGAUCCUGCUGAUUGCCGAGCAGCUCAACAUGGAGAAGGAGGUGAUCCGGGUCUGGUUCUGUAACCGCCGGCAGAAAGAGAAGCGCAUCAAUCCCACGAGUGCCACCCCUCCCCUGCCCAGCCAGCCCCCCACUGCCCCAUCAACGCACAAACCACCCUGCUACAGCCCUCACAUGAUGUCCAGCCAGCUGUCGCAGGCUGUGACCAGUCUAAGCAGCACAACGGUGACUACCAUGUCCUCCGUCUGCCCUCUGACUUCCAGCCUCACCUCCACCCACCCUUCUCUCAGCUCUGCACCCUCUCCAGCUACUCCUCCGCCUCCUCCCCGCAGCACAGCCAGCCCAGCCACUCCCAGCCACAGCACACUCAACCUUAACACGGGCUUAUGGCGUAUGGGUAAAAAGAACGGUGACGUGUCAAACUACAUCACCGAUUUUGCUGCAAACUUGAGGAACACUGUGAUGGGAGUUAACACAGGGAUGAACCAAGCCCUCCUCGGUAACAAUCCCCUGGCCACUAUCCAAGCCCUAGCAGCCAGUGGUGGCCAGCUGCCUCUUUCCACUCUUGAGGGGGCCAGCAAGGUGAUGCUGGGGGCCUCAGGGGGCCAGGGAGGGGGCCUCCCCUCCUCCCUCUUUCUCAACCACCCUGCUCUCCUCCACAUGGGCCAGAAUCCCAGUGCUGGACUUGUCAGCGCUGCUGUAGCCAAAGUUUCCCACCCAUCACCUUUCCCCUCGGCCAGCAGCAUCAGCCCCACACCCUGUUCCCCCUCUCCUUGCUCUAGCCCCGCCUCUUCCUGCUCCUCCAGUGAAAUGGCACACAGCCCGCCCUCUCUCGGCGGGGCUAAGAUUGAGUGACCAGCGCCAAGGGCCAAUCAGAGAAGAGGAGGAAGGAAGAAACAAGAACCUUGCCUUUCACACCAAAGCUAUCUCUUUCUCUCUCUUGUGCUCUUCUUCCAUUAUAUUUUUCACAAUGGCUCUCUCUCUCUUUCUCUCCCGGUCUUUCGAUGCCAAAAAUACACAGAAUGAAAGAGGAGAGAGGGAGGGAAAGAAGUGAAAGAAGGGAGAAGGGGGGAAAGGGAAAGAUUGAAACCAAAAAUCUUUAUCUAUCCAAACAGAUGGAAAUGAGGCAACGUGGGACCUUUUUGUCAAUACCAUGUGAUAUCGACGUGGCACCUCUCUGCUCUUUCUCUCUGAAGGAAAACAAACCAAUGACUCUAACGAAGGGACGAAGGAGACGGCAGAGAUGCUUGUUGAAGUGCAUAAACCAAAAAUGACAAAACAUAACUUUACUAUAUAACAAAGAAAUGGCGGCAAGGACAAGAAAAAAGAAGAGGACUGUGCUAACAUUUCCUUUUUUUCUAUUAUUUUGAAAAGCUGCGGGUCUGAAGGAAGAGGAGUGGGGAGGAUAUGUUUAAACCAAAAAUUUACCUGAGGAGGAGACGGAAGAGGAAUACACAAUGACAAAAAAAAACUAACAAAAAAAAACAAGAACAAAAAAAAAAAAACAACAACCAUACCAAAAUCCCAAAUACCAAAAACCAAAAAUACGGAGAGAAAAGCUUUAUUCAAAGGACGUGUAAAUACUGAAGCUAUCCAGGACCAGGACUCUACUGCUACUGCUACACACACACACACACACACACACACACACACACACACACACACACACAUCAAGAGCCAAUCCAUCCUGUCAUCGACUCAUCCUGUCUGUGUCAGCUCAUGUGUCCCUUAUAGGCUUUCAUGCUUAAUAUCUUGAAUGAAUCUGUAAAAUAUUACUUUUUGUCAAGAGCUCAUGUAUGAAUGAUUGCCAGUCCUGCUGAGUCUUCAUGCGUUUAGUCUUUUUACCUACCUCUGGUUAUAAGAGCAUAGAAUAGUUUGCAUUUCACCUUUUUAUUUCAGAUUUUCUUGACAAGCUUAUUUUUCUUACACUUUGACAAGUAUAGUUUGGGAUUAGUUUUUUUUUAUUAAUAUUAUUUAUUAGUGUCAUGACAGAAUUCAGCUCCUAUUUAUUCUUGCACACUAUUAUAGUGUUAGCGCUGGAGUUUUAAUCUUCAUCAUUGUCAUCAUCCUUGGUUUCAUGGCCUAUUUCUGUCAUCAACCUGCGUUUUGUUUUAAAUGUGACUUUUCUGCAGCAACGCAGAUGAUAAACGGUGAAAAAGAUAGUCAUCUCAGUCCUCACCAAGUGCCAAUAGAUCAAAGACAGACUUGGCAUAUUGCGAGUUGAUUUCAAGGUGUGAAUAAAUUUAUUAAGACCUAAGCGUUUGACAUUUCGUGCUCUUAAUCAGGCCACUCUUUCCUCACUCUGAAAGAUAACCCAUUAUCCAGUGACUCCGUGGCUAAAUGAACAUGCCCUGGAAACUUCACAGACUAUUUGUUAAGAGUGGCAACCGUUUUAAGAGUAUGAAAUAGGGCUGUGAUUGCAGAAAUAAAGUAAUAUCUGUUGAUACUGAAGGAUAAAUAAGUCAAUAAAGCCAAGUUUAGUCACAGCUGGCUCUCGUUCCUGCCUUGUCAAUCAGCAUAGAUGCCCCGACACCUGUAUGUCUAGACAUGUUUACUGAUAUUUGUCUGUUCUCAUCAUCACUUCAUCAAUCACAUUUCACUGUCAUUUUCCACCUCUACCUGCCAUUAUUUCUCAAAUGGAAACCAAAGUAUUCUCAAGGCUGGGUUCUUCUUCAAGAGCCUUAGUCAAGAACACAAUAAAGACACAGAGGUGGUGGUGGUGGUGGUGGGGGGCUCGAGAACAGGAUGUCACCACUGGAAGCCCUCUGGUGUAAUCCCCCUCCACCUGGCCCAUCCAAAAACCCAUGGGGAAAGCUUUACAUAGGGAACUGAUCCUUUACUCUGAACCCCAGAAAGAAGGGUUACGAUGGGACAGGCAAAGGAGGGACACACUGUAGUGAGGGGAUCAGGCGUCACACUUUUUGUAAGAGGAUACCAAAAAUAAACACAAACCAAAAAAAAAAAAAACUAACAACCCACAACCCAAGGAAUGACAGAAGCAAACCAAAAAGAACCCAAACCAAAAGUGGCUGGAGAGAGGAGGUGAGGAGGACAAAGUGCAGGUGUUAAAGGAAGCGAAGCGACUCUGUCUGUCUGUCAGCUUUAGGGCCACGACACAGCCCCGCUCUGAAACUGUGUAGCAUGGAUGGAGGGGUAAAUAGACAGGCAGCUAGACAGGGAAGCAGAAGAAGGACGGACAGUUCCUCCCCUCCUCUGCCUCUCUCUUUCUCCAGCUCAGCUCUCUGGUCCUGGAUGGAGCUAAACGCAAAUGACCUCACUGAACUGAAAUCUUAUAAAAAUCUGUUUUUAUUUUUUUGUUGGUUGGUUCUGAUUGUUUUAUCUCUGCUGUGUCUCUUGAUGCCGUUUUAUGUACUGUACUUUAGUGCUUACUACUUAUUUGGAAUAACGUACUCGCUUACUUACUACAAGAGCUCCUUAUUUUUUUCGUAGUCGUGCUAGAGAUUUUUAUCAGGUGGUUGGAAAAAAUACUGUGAAAAUUUAGCUUCCAGAUUUUUAUUAGAUAAAGAAACAAACUGUCUUGAAAGGUAAAAAAAGACAACACAAAAAACCAAAAACAAAGAGUUGAAUAGGAAACCCUAAAAAUGCCAAACCAAAUACUGAACCAAACCAAACACAGUAGACAGAAACAGGAACUGCCUUCUCUGUGUGAGGGCAAAGAAAUGGGUUAGUGUCAAUUUGUCUGAGGUGUAACUGUGUGUCUUUCUGUAUUUAAGUUAAUGGUUUAAAUGGUUAAAAAAAUGUAAUGAAUAUGGUCUGCAGUGAUGUCUUGUCACACAUUUUGACCACAAAGGCAGCAGUGUAAGAUACACUUAUUGCAGAAUAAUACACACAGUAAAGGCCUCAGUUAAAUUGAAUGGAUGAGAGUUGGACGUAAACCUAUCCAAAGAAUAUUUGGUUUGAUCCACACAAGAAAAACCGCUGACACACGAGAAUCGUUUCACAAACCAAACCUUAGAUGUGGGGUUUGCACCUUAAAGGUGAAACCUUUUCUCCACAUUGACUCUUAGACGGAAUGUAUCUGUUAGUGCUUCUAUAGAUUUUGUAGAAAAAAGAUAUAUGUUCUAUUGCUUACUUAUCGCUAAUGUAUGAAAAAGAAAAAACUUACAAAAAAGCCUUUGAGAAAAAAAGAUCCUAAAAACAUUGAUGAUAAUAACUUGAUUUUAGACCAAAAAUUUUAACUAUCUCUCUUUGGACGUUUCAUUUCUCUUUAUGAUUCAUGAUUUAGACUUUUGAUUGUACUAUUUAUUCAGAGUAGAUUUGAUUUACUUGCUUGUUAUCUUAUUUGUGUUGUUAUUUAUUUGUUAAUUUAUUUCUAGAGGUGCUUUUUUCGUAUUCUAUGAUGUAUUUGUGACAGAUUUUUUAUUAUUUUUUUUACCCCUGCUGAAGUUCUUUCUUACUUCUUUAAACCAAAUGAUAGCAGAAAUGCAACCUAGGGUCCUGUAGGGACUUAAUAAGAGAACACAGUCGACUGAUGGUCAGUCACAAAGAAAUUCUCUUCCUCACUGGGACAACUUUCCUCCUCAAAGGGAAGGGACGCUCACAGUACUGAGAGGCAGCACUGUGGCGACCAACCCCCCGUGAUUUGCAGGUGUUUACAGGGGAAAAAAAUUCAGUGGGUGGGAGUUUUAUGUUUUCCUUUGUGUCUUCUUGUAAUUAGACAAAGAAGCCAUGCUGAAAUUCAGUUCCAGUGACAAAAGCAUAGAUAUGAUUUUUGCCUACAUGGGGUGUUCUUUGAGGCACAGUGCUGCUUCUGUUCUCUAUAUUUUCUCCACAGGGAGAACACAGUGAAAGCUUUACAGCUAUACAACCAAAAACGCAAAAGAAGAAGAUCAGCUGAGGCAAAGGCUAAAGUGUUUUUACGUGAUAGUAAGGAAACAGAGAGGCACAAGAGAAAGAGGGUGAUUUCGGAUUCCCAGCAGUAAAUCACCCUCCAGCUUCUCUUUUUGUCUCUGUUUUUAUGUUUCUGUAUCUCUUUUUCUUUCCACUUUUCUGUACGUUGGUUUCAACCUUUUUCUUCAUCCAGUGUAGGAUGUAAAAGAGAGAUAGUUCAUCAUAUACCUCAUAUUCUUUGAUGAUAAACCAAAUAGAUGAAUGCUUUAAAAUGCGGGGCUCAGGUGGGGAUCAGGGUGCCGGGAUGGUGCGUGUGGACAGUGUGCUUGUAUUGGCUGGGAGCAGACUGAGAAAGGUCAAAGGUGGUUGUCCCAAUAGAAGUAAACACAGGUUUGGGAUCAACGAUGGAAGUAAAAGAUCAUUGAGUAAAUUGCAAGUUUACUCCAUUAGAUUCAGAUGGUGCCACUUAAGGUCAAGAGGCCAUAUUGGUUUAUGCUCUGGUCUACUCUCACACACACACACACACACACACACACACACACACACACACACACACACACACACACACACACACACACACACAGGCCUCGUCCCCCUGAUAAACGCCCACGCUGUCUGUGUUGAGCUUUGAACACAGCCCUCACCUCACAUCUGACCCUUACUGCUGUCACCCCGUCGCACAUGGACUGUGGGCUUAGAGCUGCUCUUUGGCCCAAAUCUAAGAUCAAAUCUGGAUCCAUUUUUUGGCUUAAAAAAGCUUCUGGAUUCAUGCCUCUGAGCAACUUUAUCGUCAAGGUCGCCAAGCCCUCUCUUACCUUUAGGUCCGUGUUGCUGGAUGAGGGGGCAUGUUGACCGUUUGGUGUCCACGUGUAUCAGGGAGCACUGUAGGGCGGGUAACCAGGGAACGGCUGACGCUGAGGUUGCUAGGUGACAGAUACUUCUCACAAGUUAGCGUGUGAUGAGAGAAGGGAAGUUGUAGGAAGAGGUGUGCAUGCGAUUAAAACAUCUGGAUUCUCCCUGAGAGUCCAUUUCCUUGUUUUGCUCUCUUUGUCUCUCUUGUGUAUUUGGAGGAAGUGGAUGCAGAGCGGCACUCCUCUGUGAACCUCAGAGUUUUAGGAAGCUAUGAGUAAAGUGCUGGUCUCUGUGGUGGGGAUACCCCAUUAGUGAAUGAUACCAAAGUCUAUGCCCCGCCACGUGAAUCAGCACCAUGUCCACGAUCCCUAAAAACCUGAUAUCCACAGAGUCUUCCCAAACUCCAUUUUCCUCUAUACAACUUAUUCAUACGUAUUUUUUCUUCACAUAAUUAAAUCGUCUCUUCCAACUACAGGUGUACCUUCACAGCAGCAUCUGGGUAAGUAGCUUUAGAGGAACAGUUUUGUAAUUCAGUUUUUUGGUAAAUGUUUGCUUUCUUUCAGAAAGUUAGAUGUGGCUCCACCCAGCAUGCAGUUAGCAUGAAAAAUGGAAGCAGGGGCAGGGGAAGUUAGUGCUGCUGGCCAAAACGUCGUUCCACAUAAAACCACACACUGAUGGGUUUGCACUUCAGUUUUUGUGCAGCAAAAAAAAAAAAAACACACCAUGUGACAUCUUAAUAGGUGAGUUUUACAGGUGCUGGUAGCUUCUUUUGCUUUCCUGUGAACCAUAAAGGUGUUUAGUACAUCUAUAACAGAUUUUUUUAUCCAGUUUUUAAAAAUGAAUGAGCAACUUUUAAGCACCGUACAUGAAUAUUAUUGACAGUAAAGGCUACAUAAACAGUUAUGACAUGAAUAGGCCUAUUUUUUGGGUGUUUUUUACUAAAUUGAAAGUAACUGCUUGAGCCAGCAGCAGACUGAACUUUGUACUGAAAUGAAGACAGUCUGAAUGAUUACAAAUGGUAAUAAAUAUGCAUUUCAACAGUGACAUUCAUGUUUUUUUUCUACAAAAAGGAACAAACUUUAUAGUCAGUAGCAGCACACCUGUGAGAAUCAUUCAAUUACCUCUUCUGUUUUAGGAUAACCAACCUGGCUGCAGAUUCAUAUUUACCAUGCAGACAUCGAGGUGCUGCAGUCUUCUCAUCUAACUCUUGGAAAGAAAGCAAAUAAGAGUGUUUACCAAAACAUUUAACUAUUCCUUCGAAAUGAAGCAUCAACACCUAAUUGAAAUUAUGUAAAGAUGAGAGAAUGUGUGUCUCUGGGCAGGAAGCCAUAAUAGAUGGCACUGCCAGAGAAAGAGAGACAAAAGAGAGCAAAGAAAACAACAAAGCUGCUACUUCUUCCUCUGCCCACUGUCAUCCACACAUACAUGCACUUCCUAGCUUUCAUCCUUUUCUACUCUCUCUCUCUCUCGUACAAUACAGCUUUAGUCCAAAGGUUCUCCAGCAACACAGCAAAGCAAGUCAGAUGUUAAAGAAGAAAACCAAAGAGCUCUAACUUGACUUACUCUUCAACACAAAGCCUCCACUGCAUCCUUCGCCUUUCUCUUUCCAUUCCUUCCUGUCUGCUCUGCUUUAACUCGUCUGUCACCUAGUGAGCCGGUCUUGAAGCAUUAACCUCAGCUAUCCAAAGGGAAAUAAUAAUAAUAAUGAUGAUAAUUAAGAUGAUGCUGAUGAAAUGUAUAUUUUUAAGUAUUUGUCAUUGGAAAAAUAAUCUUAAGCUUCUCAUAAUUAUGGUGAUCACGACGAUGAUGACGACAACAAUGAUGACGAUGAUGAUAAUGAAGUUUCUCUUAUCUUUGUAGCUGUUCUGAUCCUUCUUGAGUUUGUGUCUUUUCUGCUUGUGCUGCCAGAGUACUGCUUAACUCCCAUCACCUUCCUCCCUCGUUUUUCUUUUGGCUUACCCCAAUGUUUGGUCCUAACGUCUACCUGUCCAACCUUUACCCUUAGAUGUUUGUCUACUCCUCCAAUGUGUGUGUGUGAUAGAGUGUGUGUGUGUGUGUGUGUGUGUGUGUGUGCGUGUGUGCGUGUGUGUGUGUGUGUGUGUGUGUGUAAGAGCAAACUGUUAAACCCUGACAAGGGGAAGUUUAAAAUUUUCUCUGGAAGUGGUUUCUUGUUGUUAGCUGUUUAAAAGGGGGAGGGUUCCAGUCUGUCAGUUUGUUACAUGCCCACCUGUGAGCAUGUGUGUGUGUGUGUGUGUGUGUGUGUGUGUGACUGGGUGGGCUGUGGGUUGUUGGAAAGUGGGAUGGGUGCGGUAGACAAAAAGACUCCUUGUUCUAUGGACAACAACAAACCCCAACACACGAUCUGUACUGUCAACUGUAACGUACUGUUUGCCAACUUCCUAGUAAAUGUAGCUUUAAUUCCCCCUGUCACAACAGUCAGCUUGUGUCCCUAUUGUGCGUGAGUGAAUAUAUGUGUGCAGGUAUGGUUGAGUCACUCUCCCCUUGUGUCUUCUAUCCUGUGAUCAGUCUCACCCCCCCUUCCCUUCCCUUUUAGUCUGCCCCCCUUCUUCUCCUUUGUGGUAGCAAGUUAGCCUUUUAGUGUGUUUAUCUGAAAAACCAAAAAAAAAAAGAAGAAAAAUUACUCUGCUUGUUCAUUGUACAGUGUUGUUCAUUUUAAGUCAUUUUUGUAACUGAAAGUGUUUCAUUCAUCCAAAUAAAACAGGAGACAAAAACUGUACAGAUGA
Molecule: messenger RNA, 10004 nt
Organism: Amphiprion ocellaris (clown anemonefish)
Lineage: Eukaryota; Metazoa; Chordata; Actinopteri; Pomacentridae
Gene: pou2f2b
Product: POU class 2 homeobox 2a
Exons: 16
Coding region: 37-2412 (791 amino acids)
Biological process (GO): regulation of transcription by RNA polymerase II
Cellular component (GO): nucleus
Molecular function (GO): RNA polymerase II cis-regulatory region sequence-specific DNA binding; DNA-binding transcription factor activity, RNA polymerase II-specific
Source: RefSeq, a predicted model, not a curated record